UGUCAUAGACUGAGCGUAAAAGUUAAUUUUAUUAAUUGGAAACUGUCAAAUUUUUGUGAUAGAUGAUCUCUAAUUCAUUCAAACGACUUCAGACUCUGGAACGUGACCGAUAGGUCACCUGUUUGAGAGAAUAAAAAUAUCUACGACCGAUACAGGAAAAAUGUCCGUGUUCAGAUUACUGUUUCAAUGUAUAUUUAGUCCAAGGCUCAAUAAGAUUUACGAAGUGGGCCCAAUUGACAAAGUUUACGAACCGAAGAAUUUGGAGCGAUGGGGAGACCAAAUACUAACUUCUUUUGGCCUGAUGUGGUCCUUUGGUCUCUACGCGAUGCCAUUCGUUUCUACUUUCAUGUAUCGCCGUAGCCACCCUUUAGCUGACCAGGUCUACGGCUUGUCGAAGAUGGCUGCAGGAGCUGGAAUAGUAUUAAUCGCGUCAUUGGUAGCACGUGGUUAUUCUCGAGCCUCAAAUCCAAUAUACGUUGAGUUUAUUAGGACCCUGAACAAGGCAAAGGUACACUAUAGUUCUGACAGUAAACAGCAGCUGCUUAAGUACGACUUUGAAUUUUGGGCCUGGCCAGUCGACUUUGAUAUCAACACCGAUGUCAGUGACGGAGGUCGGAAAAAGCACCUAGUCAUUGUCGGCAGAAAUGAGAGCGCCCGGGGUAGUAGAGAGCUUUUGAUGGCGUUACCGUGCAGACUGCUAUCUUAUAUUCUUGCGCAUACUUUUGCCUUAAAGCUGAUGUAUCCUGGAAGUAUUUCUAUUUUGAAUUAUGCUAUGGGCUCAACGUUGCUGCAAGGUAGAGUUGAUCUAAUAAAGAAAGGUGGAGAACGGUCCAAACUAGUUACGGCUGAUGGAAAUGCCAUCGACACCAUGUUCGUCGACCAGCGCAACAAAUCAGAUAACGGCAAUAUUCUGACUAUAGCGUGUGAAGGAAAUUGUGGAUUUUAUGAGAUUGGAAUCAUGGGCACGCCACUGAGCAAGGGUUAUUCGGUACUAGGAUGGAAUCACCCAGGAUUCGGGGGAAGCACGGGUGCCCCAUAUCCAUCGCAGGAACAGAAUGGAAUCGAUUGUGUGAUCACCUAUGCGAUAAAACAUUUAGGAUUCCCAGAAAAUCAGAUAAUACUCUACGGCUGGAGCAUCGGGGGGUACACAGCGACCUGGGCAGCGAUGCAUUAUCCCUCCAUUUUAAGCCUGGUUCUGGACGCCACAUUCGAUGACGUUCUACCCCUAGCGAUUUCGAGGAUGCCGAAGCCGCUGGAAGGUCUGGUUCGUGCCACCGUCAGAGAUCACCUAAAUUUGAACAUAGCCGAACAAUUAGUCAGAUAUCACGGUCCAGUCCUUCUGAUCAGAAGAACCGAUGACGAAAUGGUUUGCGUCACCGAAAGCCCGGAUGUUUCUGGUACAGAAAAUACGGAGGAUAACAACGUCGCGUGGAAUCGCGGCAAUCAUUUGCUAGCUAAAUUAUUAACGCGUCGUUAUCCAUAUUUGCUGCGUGGCUCGCCUGAAAUUUCGCUCCUCAGAAAAUUCCUUUCCGUAUCGAGCUCCCACGCUCGCAGAUCUAUACUCGACCAGACGGGAGUGGACGAGGACACAUGUCUUGAAAUGAUAAAGCAACACUUGAGUCUGCACAACGGAGCGGUUGCAUAUCCCUCCGACUUUGGGGCAGAUUUUGAACUCCCCGACAGACUCAGACUCACUUUAUUUCUAGCGACAAAAUACAUGAAAGAUCAACACUCCCAGCAUUGCACACCGUUGGUCAGGGAGCUUUUUCACACCGGUUGGGACCCUGCGUCUCUCGUCAAGACUCCUUAGUCGAACGCACCUUUGGUUAGCACAAUUCACUUCGCCGUCUAUAAUUUUUACAUGGACGAAUCUUUCAAUUCAUUUUGGACGUCGGUAGCUAUAAUUUAACACAAAACUCUUGUUACGUUAUUCUUAUUUAUCGAGAUUCAUCGACUAUUUUUUUACGUAUCUCCCACUCUCUAAUGAAUAGCGUGAAGUAGUAUUCCAGAUCACGUUUCGAGAGUUGCGCCAGUAUUUUAAAGGGUCGUUGUCAUUGACCCGCUGAAAGUUGCCGCAUACCCUCUCAACUGUGCGAUUCGAUCUCUGAUGCGCUUCCGGUACUUAGAGGUUGUCAAAAGUAAAAGAUUAAAAAACAAAAUAAAAACUAUAACAAAAGGGGGUCUCGGGUCCUGCGGUUUAAUUCAUGUAUGUGUUAUUUGAAAUAAAAUGCUUUGAUGAAGUUUCCAUCCAAAAAAA
Athalia rosae (coleseed sawfly) is the source of this 2257-nucleotide messenger RNA. RefSeq names its product phosphatidylserine lipase ABHD16A. Gene Ontology annotation, molecular function: glycerophospholipase activity; monoacylglycerol lipase activity. The record is from RefSeq and is a predicted model, not a curated record. Gene Ontology annotation, biological process: monoacylglycerol catabolic process; phosphatidylserine catabolic process. Gene Ontology annotation, cellular component: endomembrane system. The transcript is spliced from 11 exons. NCBI's taxonomy places the organism in Eukaryota, Metazoa, Arthropoda, Insecta, Hymenoptera, Athaliidae. The coding region runs from base 161 to 1810 and encodes 549 amino acids.